Lycium barbarum (goji berry) is the source of this 1140-nucleotide messenger RNA. RefSeq lists its product as uncharacterized. Lineage: Eukaryota; Viridiplantae; Streptophyta; Magnoliopsida; Solanales; Solanaceae. Bases 24 to 893 code for a protein of 289 amino acids. The record is from RefSeq and is a predicted model, not a curated record. The transcript has 2 exons.
ACUCAGAGCACUUUCCAGUUGUGAUGGGGUUGCAUCAAGGAUCAGCUCUUAGUCCGUUUUUAUCUGCCUUGGUGAUGGAUGGAUUGACGCGGCAAAUUCAAGGUGAGGUGCCAUGGUGUAUGCUUUUCGCGGAUGACAUAGUCCUGAUCGACGAGACUCGUAGCGGAUUUAAUGCUAAGCUGGAGGAUUGGAGACAAACUCUGGAGUCUAAAGGGUUUAAGCUGAGUAGGACCAAGACAGAGUACUUAGAGUGUAAGUUUAGUGAAGCACCUCAGGAGGCUGGCUUGGAAGUGAGGCUUGGUACCCAAGCCAUCCAGAAGAAAAGUAGUUUCAAGUAUCUUGGGUCUAUUAUGCAAGGCAGCGGGGAGAUUGACGAUGAUGUCACACAUCGUAUUGGAGCAGGGUGGAUGAAAUGGAGGCUUGCUUCCGGAGUGCUAUGUGACAAGAAGGUGCCACCACAACUUAAGGGCAAGUUCUACAAAGUGGUGGUUAGACCGACUAUGUUGUAUGGGGCGGAGUGUUGGCCAGUUAAGAUUUCUCACGUUCAAAAGAUGAAAGUUGCUGAGAUGAGAAUGUUGAGAUGGAUGUGUGGCCACACCAGGAGUGACAGGAUUAGGAAUGAGGAUAUUCGGGACAAGGUGGGAGUGGCCUCGGUGGAAGACAAGAUGCGAGAAGCGAGACUGAGAUGGUUUGGGCAUGUGAAGAGGAGAGACACAGAUGCCCCAGUGCGGAGGUGUGAGAGGUUGGCCAUGGAUGGUUUCAAACGAGGUAGGGGUAGACCAAAGAAGUAUUGGGGAGAGGUAAGUAGACACGACGUGGCGCAGUUACAGCUUACCGAGGACAUGACCUUAGAUAGGAGGGUUUGGAGGACCCACAUUAGGGUAGAAGGCUAGUAGAUAGUCUCAUUAUCCUGUCUUAUUAGUAGUCGCAUUAUCGUAGUAUAAUUUCUUGUGCUCUGAUUUAUGCUAUUAUCUGUUAUUUCCUGUGUUUUGAUUAUUCUAUGUUAUCUGUGUCGCUUGCGUUACUUCAUUUCCAUAUCGCUUUGAAUCUCUUAGCCUUAUCUGACCUCUUUUUAUGUUUUUUAUUGAGCCGAGGGUCUUUCGGAAACAGCCGUCCUACCUUGGUAGGAGUAAGGUCUGC